This is a messenger RNA of Ceraceosorus guamensis, 705 nucleotides long. RefSeq lists its product as hypothetical. Lineage: Eukaryota; Fungi; Basidiomycota; Exobasidiomycetes; Ceraceosorales; Ceraceosoraceae. The transcript has a single exon. The record is from RefSeq and is a predicted model, not a curated record. Bases 142 to 615 code for a protein of 157 amino acids.
CAGCAUCCUAAUGGGUCAGAGGCCGGCAGUUAGUUACCUGUGCAGCUACAGCUGCUCAUUACUGCAGUCGUCUGGGGCCCGAAGCGCUGCUGAGAGGAGGAGGCGUGUAGGCUGUUCCCCUUUGGGGGAGAUGCAGCAUAUAUGCACGUACGGUUCGACUCGAAGAGACGCAUUGCCGGGAAUUGCGCGACGAGUGGAUGGCUGGCUGGCUGCACGGCUCACCAAGCAGUCACGAGUCACGAGUCAGCACAAGUCGUGAAGCAUUUUGAUUCACGAUUGUUCGAACAGACGUUUUCAUCCAUCCUUUCGCGCACCACUCGGGCUGGCUAUGAAGCAUCAUUUCCACUCCUUGACGGCUUUCUGCUGUCCAGCAAGCUAUGGCUCAAACAGCAUUCAGAUUGUCAUUUGGCACUUUCCGCUCUGUGCGUGUGCGUGUGUCGCGAUGCAGUUGGCUCCCGGGAUGCGUCGGACAGCCAUCACGUACUUCUCUCCACGAAGCUCCGUCGCUUGUACGAUCUCGCCUCGCUCGCCAAACUCAGCGAGAAAGUGGAGGUUGCAGAAUCACACCUCGUCUCCGUAGGCCUCCAACGCACAGCGAUCGCGUCCAUGCGAUGAUUGUAGGAUGGAUGCAUGGACAUCGCUCGGCAUUCCUUGAGAUGCGCGCUGCAUCAGCACCUUCGAGUGACGGCGCCAAGAAAAACCCAG